Molecule: messenger RNA, 2241 nt
Organism: Lottia gigantea (owl limpet)
Lineage: Eukaryota; Metazoa; Mollusca; Gastropoda; Lottiidae
Exons: 6
Coding region: 208-2241 (677 amino acids)
Source: RefSeq, a predicted model, not a curated record
ACAUGAUCCCCCCUCCCCACCCCCAAACCCAAAAUGGAAUUGAAAGACCCACAGACACUGGAAUUGGACUUCUUAUCAUAAAUGUCUGUGUAUGUACAGUCUGGAUAAACAAAAGACUUUUUGACCUUUCUUGAUCGGUCACUCAUUGGAAUUCUGCUGAUAGAAUGCCUUGAAAAACUCAAAUGGUCAGCUUGAUUCCAUAUUGACAUGGAUUCUACAAGUGGAAAUGGAACCGGAUGGGCAAACUGGGGUCACAAUGAUCCUGAUAGUGAUUCCAGCGUAGAAGAAGAUGGAACUGAAGACAGUUCAGACAUUUUCCACAGUGCAAAGUCCAAUAUCAGUUCAACAGAAUCUGCCUCUGAAAGUGAUGAAAAUGAAUAUUUGUGCUGUAGCCAGGAUGGUGAUAAUAAGGAAGGAACUUCUGAAGGGAUUCAAGGUCUUGCAAGUGACAUGUUGCCACAUAACAAUAGUAUUUUGGACACUUCAAAUGGAAUUGUGGGCAUUCCUAAUGCCCAGCAAACCAAUGUUAAUAUUCAAAAUGUAACCAACUUUAAUCAUCAACAGUUUAUAACAGAUGAUGAAACAGAGCCUUUAUUAAGGCAAACAGAUAAGUUGAUGGAGGGUGUAAAUUGUUAUUUUGAUAUUUCUAAAACCAAAGCCUGGCAGAGUGUUCUAAACACAGACAAAAUAGUGUUUGUGGUUGGCCAUUCAGAAUCUUUUAAGAGAUCGAUCUCAUUAAAAUUUUUUGAGAAAUACAGGUCUCGAGUGGAGGUAUUUAGAUUGAAUGGUCCUGAAGAUUGGAAGAUUUGUUGCAAAAGAUCUGAGCCUUUUGCAAUUCUCAUGGAAGAUGCAUUUGGACCUCUUGGUUCCAAGUUUGAAAGUAUUUCUCACGUAAUCAAAAAUUUAGCAAGUGAUGAAAAUUUAAAGGCAGCACUUUUUUUAUUGGAUCCUUUUUCAUUUGAGCGAAACAAAGAAAGUCUUAAAAAGUGCUUUAAGCAUAGAUUUUCUGAUUACGUGGUAAAUUUGGAAGAAGAAGAUCAUUUAUUGAGUAAAGAUGAAAAACGUGAGAUUCUCAAAAAAUCUUCAGAACUUGUGAAAACAAACGGUCGCUUUUUGACAAAUCAGGAUAUUGAUGACAUAUUGGGUAUGGCAGAAAAUCCUAUAUUUUUAGAUACUUGUGAAGAAUUUGUUGUUUAUGAAAGACACGAUGAGAAUGUGCUUCAGUUGUUUUCCUUGCCAUUGGAUUGCCUUAUCAAUGAUAUUAAGUAUUUGAAAGAAAAAUGGCCAGAUGGAUAUUAUGUGUUACGUUUAGUUGCAUUCCAUGAAGUUUUUGAUGAAUCUGAAAAAGGAGAACUUGCUGAAGUUUUAAGGCAAAGUAUUGAUGGAAAUUUAUCACAGAUUUUAAAUAAAUUAGUAGGUUCGUAUCUAAAAAUCCAAAAGAAUGAAGCUGGCGAUUCUUCUCCAAAAUUUGCCUUCCAGCAUCGCAUGAUGCAAUAUGCAGUUUUAUGUACAGAAACUAAUAAGGCGUUCUUGAUCAACCAUUGUCCCAUUGGCUUUUUGGUCGAUGUUAUAACGCGAAUGACUAAUAUGCGUAAAACUUCGUUUGAAGGUGAAAAUCUUAACAUUGUUAAACGUUUCAUUCAAGAAAUUCUGAAAGGAAAGCAUGUGGCUACUGUUGUCAUCCAUGAAAUAUGGAAUUCAGAAGAAUUUUUGAAGGAUUUCAAGCAAGAAUGGGAAAAAGUCAAAUGGUUCAUGGGUUCAAUAUGGAGAUCUGCCUGUGAAUCAAACAUUUUGUAUCUAGCUGUAUUCAACAAAUCACCAAAAUUGCUGGAGUGGAUUUUGAAGGCAUGUGAAAAGCAAAACUUUAGAGUGUUAUCAUCAUCAUCGUUUCAAAAAUCUAUAUUUGCCACAUGUGUCAUUGGCCAUUUUGAACAUUUUAAAUUGUUAAUGAAACAAAUGAAGAAUGUUGAUAGAUUUUGUCAAUUAGAAUUAGACCACAUUUUAACACCAAGCAGAAACACUGAAAAUUCCAUUAUUAAUUUUGAAGAAACAAAAUGUUAUUCAAAUAUAACACAUACAGCUGUAGCUUUUAGUCGACUGGAUAUUCUUAACUAUCUUAAGAGCUGUGGGCAAAAUGUGAAUUACACAGAUAACUUAUCGGAUUAUACACAUUGGAAUUCUGCCAUGACACCAUCAUCAAGUCCACUGUUGGAUAAAGAUUGGCCAAGUUUGAAAAUAUAA